Molecule: messenger RNA, 2418 nt
Organism: Durusdinium trenchii
Lineage: Eukaryota; Dinophyceae; Suessiales; Symbiodiniaceae
Source: the annotation of a GenBank genome assembly
AUGGGCGCUGGGGCGAGUACGGCUUUGGCAGACGAAGCACUGCUGGGGCUCAUCAACGAAGAUGUGGAGCGUGCAGAGCGGCUGGUCUCAGAGGCCAAGCGUGCCCGAGCGGGUCGGCCUGGCACCGGCGCCGGCGCCAGCGGGCGCGAGUUGAAGAUCCACGCGCUGGACGGGUCGAGGUUCAAUCUUCCGGUCGACGAUGCCGCGACCGUGGAGGAGGUGGUCCAGAGCAUCAGCGAGCGACUGGAGCCACGUCCUGGGCGGCGGCUGGUGUUGACCUCCGGCGAUCACGUGCUGGAAGAGUCAAAGGCUCUGUGGCCACAGGUUGAGAAUGAGGAGAUCACCUACGUGGCCCAGCAAGUGGGAGCUGGUCAAGCCGCUGUGACCUUGCAUCGUGCUUUGUCGCGGUCAAGUGACCAGACGAGAGCAGAGGUGAACGCCAUCGAUGCCAUUGACUCGUUGGUCUUUGGAGAGAUGUUCAACCAGAGUCUGGAAAAUGUCACGUUGCCGGGCCACCUGCAGAUUUUGAGGUUUGGCAGUUCUUUCAACCAGAGUUUGGAAGAUGUUUUGCUGCCAAACAGCCUGCAGAGUUUGACCUUCGGCAGCGACUUCAACCAAAGCUUAGCUGGCGUCAGAAUGCCAACGAGCUUGGAGACCCUAACACUUGGCGAAUCCUUCAACCAAAGCUUAGCAGGUGUCACACUGCCCAGCAGUUUGCAGACACUGGCCUUUGGCGAUUGCUUUGACCAGAGAUUGAAGAGUGUGAGUCUACCAAACAGCAUCAAGACAUUGAGCUUCGGUUCCCGCUUCAAUCAAAGCCUUGUGGGAGUGACCUUGCCGAGCAGUUUGGAGACACUGAGCUUUGCUGAUUGUUUCAACAAGAGCAUGGACGAUGUGACAUUCCCCAGCAGCUUACAGGCCUUGACCUUCGGCUGGAAUUUCAACCAGAGCUUGCGAGGUGUUGAAUUGCCAAAUAGGCUCCAGACCCUGACGUUUGGUGAGUGCUUUGACUGCAGCUUGGUAGGUGUUGCACUGCCGUGUGGGCUACAAACCUUGACCUUCGGCUCUGGGUUCAAUCAGCUGUUGGAGGGCCUCACUUUGCCAAGAGCCUUGCAGACUCUGACCUUCGGUGAUUGUUUUGACCAGAGCUUGGCAGGGAUCACAUGGCCGGAGUGCCUCCAGUCUUUGACUUUUGGACAUUCGUUUAACCAAUGCUUGGAAGGUUUAGUCCUGCCUAGCAGCCUGCAGACCCUGAACUUUGGGAAUUCGUUCACAAAAAGCUUGGCUGGUGUCCUUCUGCCGAGCAGCCUGCAGACAUUGACGGUAGGGAAUUCAUUUGACCAGAACUCGGCAGACGUGAAUUUGCCGAGCAACCUGCAAAGGUUGAUCUUUGUUGAGUGUUUCGACCAGAGUCUUGAUGGCCUGCGGCUGCCAAGCAACCUGCAGACCUUGACCUUCGGCUGGAAUUUUAAUCAGAGCUUGACAGGGACCCUCCUGCCAAGUAGCCUUGAAACAUUGACAUUUGGUGAGUGUUUUGACCUGAGUUUGGCCAGUGUGAAUCUUCCAACGAGCCUCAAGACUUUGACCUUGGGCGCUGGGUUUAAUCAGACCUUGGAAGGAAUCGCACUGCCAAGUAGCUUGCAAACUUUAACCUUUGGCGAUUGUUUUGAUCAAAGCCUCGCCGGCCUUGCGCUACCAAGUAGCCUUCAAAGCUUGUGCUUUGGGAAUUCAUUUAACCGGAGCUUGGUGGACGUGACUUUGCCUCCAAGCUUGGAGUGCUUGACCUUUGGUGAAUGUUUUGAUCAAAGCUUCCGUGAGGUCGUUUUGCCGGAAAGCCUGCAGAUCUUAACCUUUGGCUGGAAUUUUAACCAGAGCUUAGAGGGUUUAAGACUGCCCGGCGGUUUGAAGACCUUGAUCUUCGGUGAGUGCUAUGAGAGGACCUUGCAGGAAGUCCUGCUGCCUGGGGGUCUAGAGACUUUGACCUUUGGCUCUGCAUUCAACCAGAGCUUGGACAAAGUCAUGCUGCCCAGUAGCCUUCAAUCGUUGACCUUCGGGCAUUGUUUUAACCAAAGCCUCGAAGGUGUUGCGCUGCCAAAUAGCAUCGAGACAUUGGUUUUUGGUGAUUCGUUUCAUCAGAAUUUGGAAGAUGUGGAGCUGCCAAGCAGCUUAAAGACAUUGACCUUUGGUUCAUCGUUUAACCAGAGCUUGGCAGGAGUCAUGCUGCCAAGUAGUUUGCAGACGAUCACAUUCGGCAAUGGUUUCAACCAAAGCUUAAAGGGUGUCACGCUGCCAAGCAGCCUUCAGAAAUUGAUCUUUGGUGAUGAAUUCAAUCAGAGUUUGAAAGGUGUCACGCUGCCAAGCAGCCUACAUGAACUCCAAUUCACUGAGUUUCAUGUACGUGUUCACCUUGUUCACUGA